AUGUUCUACCAUGGUACUGUCUUAGAGUUGUGUAUCUUGCCUGCCGACUUUUACUAUCGUUAUGCUGUUGUUGUUAGGUAAGCACAAUGAAAUAUAAUACUCUUGUAUUUUUAUACAAAUAUACAUAUAUUAUUUGUUUAAAUAAAAAUAUAUGACUUUCAGAAACCGCACGGUAACUAGUCUUCGACUUUACAUCAUCAUAAGCAUUAUGGUAACUUUAACUUUUAUUUUGACUUUUCCUUUAUAUUCAAUGGUAACCUAUUACGGCCCUUCGUAUGAGACAAAGAUAGACAAAAAUGCUACAGAAACAUUAUACCAAAUACCUCGGUUCCGCAAAGACAUUGGCAUGUUCAGCUAUAAUCCAAGGGUAAACGUUCUGUAGCUAUAUAUUAUAUUUACCAAGAAAGUACCUAACCUACCAUAUUCAGAAUCAGCUCAAAAUCCUUACAUGAAUUCUAGUACCACCAGUAGUACCUAUAACAAAUUUUAGCUUGCGUUUUUGGGUCUUAAAAUUUAAAUAUUUGAGUUCCUUCCUUAUUUGGCAUUGUGUUUCAAGCACUUUUUUCGGCUUUCCAGGCAAGCUACGCUUACAAAUUAAGAAAUGUAUUCAAGUUUCUACUAGUAUAUUCAAAAAAUAAUUAAAGGACCAGUUCGCCCUUUAAAAUAUCAUUGGCAUUGUGUCGCAAAAAUUCGACGUUCAUUUUUUUCUCAAAAAACCUGAGCCGGUCGGUCCCAAAUUGGAAAAUUCAUUUCGACACCGACUCACUCACGUUUUUUGAGAAAAAUGAUUUUGAUUGAAACAGCCUGAUUUUCGACGCUUUUUGCGACAGAAUGCCAAUGAUAUUUGAAUUGGCGCACUGAUCCUUUAAAAGUCGAAAAAUGACAAUUUUAUAAUUUUAAAAAGUGCGAAUUCGGCAGAAAAUUCAAAACGUAAUUUUUUUGGUUUCGAAUUUCUCGAGAUUAACUAGAAAGCGCAAUUUAAUACUUUGUUGAAGAUCUUAUAUUUACGUGUCCUUUCUACAUAUAUAUAAAACUUGAAGUCGAUCAGAGCUUUUAAGGUCGGGUACUUUCCUUGUUAGUUCAAACAACAAAUCUAGCUUUGUAUAUAGUAAUAACUGAAAAAUUGCGAUAACUUGCCUAAUAUAUAUUUGUGUUUAGGGAAAAUUUUUCACCAAACUUCACAGUGGAAUAUUAACAUUAGCAUCAGUUUUUGGCUGCAGUUUUGCACUUUUGAUUUAUCACCGAAUAUCAAGUGUCCUGAAGAAGCAUGCAGAGACAAAUCCAAAUGGUGGUGUUGUUCAAGUAGAACGGCAGAUCAACAAAAUUAUAUUAUUGCAGGUACCUUAG
Bursaphelenchus okinawaensis is the source of this 1347-nucleotide messenger RNA. The record is from the annotation of a GenBank genome assembly. Lineage: Eukaryota; Metazoa; Nematoda; Chromadorea; Rhabditida; Aphelenchoididae.